AUGGAGGCCUCAAAUGGGCAAGGGGGUGAAGGAGACAAGCCCCUAAAGAAGGUGACAGAUGCACCCUACUUAGAGAAGAGCUCCUGCACCACCCAUUCUGGAGACUCACUUGUACGCCAUGCCAAGGGUCUGGACCAGGACACCUUCAAAAUUUGUAAAGAAUAUCUAAGGCCACUGAAGAAGUUCCUGCGAAAGUUGCACCUGCCCAGGGACCUUCCCCAGAAGAAGAAGCUAAAGUACAUGAAGCAGAGCCUGGUGGCCCUAGGGGACCACAUCAACACCUUUCUGCAACACUACUGCCGAACCUGGGAAAUCAAGCACUGGAGGAAGAUGCUCUGGCGAUUUGUCUCUCUCUUCUCAGAACUGGAGGCAAAACAGCUUCGCAGGCUCUACAAGUACACCAAGAGCAACCAGACAGCCAAGUUCCUGGUGGCGUUCUGUCCCCUGGACACCCCGGAGAGCUCCUUGCUGGCCAACCAGGAAGACAGUCUGCCCAAGCUCUGCAGUGCCUGGGGGCUGCACGGCAACAUCAGCGGCAUGAAGGAGAGGCUGUCCAAGAUGCAGGCCCCUGGCCGAGAGGCCUCCCUGCUGGGGGAGCCAAGAUCCCAGAUCCAGGUCAUGAAAGAUUCUCUAAGGAAACUUCCUCACAAAACAAAACUCGAGAAUAAGAGAAUUAAGGAAGUCCCAGAGACUCCAGAGACCUGCCCAUAA
Molecule: messenger RNA, 711 nt
Organism: Lynx canadensis (Canada lynx)
Lineage: Eukaryota; Metazoa; Chordata; Mammalia; Carnivora; Felidae
Gene: CHCT1
Product: chromosome E1 C17orf64 homolog
Exons: 6
Coding region: 1-711 (236 amino acids)
Source: RefSeq, a predicted model, not a curated record